Molecule: messenger RNA, 312 nt
Organism: Enterobius vermicularis (human pinworm)
Lineage: Eukaryota; Metazoa; Nematoda; Chromadorea; Rhabditida; Oxyuridae
Source: the annotation of a GenBank genome assembly
AUGUCAGGACGUGGUAAAGGAGGUAAAGGCCUUGGCAAAGGAGGUGCGAAGCGGCAUCGGAAAGUUCUUCGGGAUAACAUCCAGGGAAUUACAAAGCCUGCAAUUCGUCGAUUGGCACGACGUGGUGGUGUUAAGAGAAUCUCUGGUCUUAUUUACGAAGAGACUAGAGGGGUCCUUAAACUUUUUCUGGAGAACGUCAUUAGAGAUGCUGUCACAUAUUGUGAACACGCAAAAAGGAAGACUGUGACGGCAAUGGAUGUCGUUUAUGCCUUGAAACGGCAGGGAAGGACGCUUUACGGCUUCGGCGGCUAA